Cloeon dipterum is the source of this 5168-nucleotide messenger RNA. RefSeq lists its product as uncharacterized. Lineage: Eukaryota; Metazoa; Arthropoda; Insecta; Ephemeroptera; Baetidae. Gene Ontology annotation, biological process: regulation of transcription by RNA polymerase II. Gene Ontology annotation, molecular function: DNA-binding transcription factor activity, RNA polymerase II-specific; protein binding; RNA polymerase II transcription regulatory region sequence-specific DNA binding. The transcript has 13 exons. Bases 390 to 4322 code for a protein of 1310 amino acids. The record is from RefSeq and is a predicted model, not a curated record. Gene Ontology annotation, cellular component: nucleus.
GUGCACGUUUCUCGGCCGUAAAUAGACGGCAGCUUUCGGCGCGGUGCGCGCUCCCGAAUUCGAUCAGUGGAGAGAUGGCAGGGCAUCCAUGUUGGUGUUGCGGCGCCGAGAGAGCUGCUGGCUGCACGGGUCGAUUUGCUGACGAGGGAGGGGCCGCCCCGAGAGAGCAGGCUUCGGCGCCGUGCCUUGCCCUGCCCGUGUGCCAGCCUGCCCGCACCCCCGAAUAGCAGAGAGACGAGUGAGCGAGCAAUAAAGACGAUAGCGCGUUCCAGCAGUGUCAGCAUCAGCAUCAGCAUCAGCGCAGACGAUGACGAUGACGACGACGGCGGCGGGCGUCCGGCGGCUGGCCGGCCUUGAAGAGGAACUGCUGCUCGGCUGAGCGAUGCGCGAUGCCGCGCAAGCAGCAGCCGAGCGAGGCCCGGACGCUGUCCGCCGGAGCCGGACAGGCCGGCAGGGACACUAAGCGUCUCGUCAAGAGUAUCUACGUCGGCGCCAGCAACGCGCUCAGGUGGAGCAGCCUCAAGCGGCGCCUUCGCUACGCCAGCGACAUUGAGCUCGUGCAGCACCUGCUCGACCUCGCCGAGUCCACCCACGACAAAAGUAUCAAACCCCAAGCUGAGAAUGAGCCAGAAGCAAACGGCACAGCGGAUGAUGAAGAGGAGGCCGUAAUCGAGGAGCCGCCGCAGAUCGAAAAGAGGGACGACCCCGACGGCAGUCAUGAUCGCACGGAAGAGAACGAAGAGAGCUCGCAGCCUUUGGUGCCGGGUUCGCCGCAAGUGGAGGAACACAAAGAGCUCGAAAGUAGGAAGAGUGGUAAAUCGCACACAGGCAAAAAGGCGCACAAGCACCACAGAAAGAGGAAACAUCACCGCAGCGGCGGAGAGAAAGUCUCGAAAGAGCAGACGGAUGCUGGCGGCGGCGGCGGCGGAGGAGGCGAUCAAGAGAACGGCGACGCGCCCCCAGAAGCGAGCAAGCCCGCCGAGCACCACGAGUGGAAAGACAAUCACAAACACCACCACGAAAAAAAGAAGAACUCAAGCUCUUCACGCGGAAAGAAAAAGCGGAAGCAUCGAGACCGGAGUAGUGGUGAGGACAGACUUUCGAGACAGCACCACCAAAACGCCGAUGCAGCAAACUCGACGGACACAGUGUUAGAAAACGAAAAAACUCACGAGAUAGAGACUGCACUUGAUCAAAAAUUUUCUUCCCCAAAAACAAGCAACGGUUUUGUAGAGUUAGAAUCUUCUAGUCCAAAAGUACCUGAGGCCAGACACAAACGCAAGCACAAAAAGAAAUACAAAAAGCGGUGUGAAAUCGACAGCCGAAAGGCUCCUGCGGACGGCGUUGCGGAGCCGGCUAAAGCGUCGACGCCCAAAAGCAGCCCAGAGCCAGAGCAGUGCACCGUGAUCGAAGAGGAGGCUCCCGCGCCCGCGCCCGCGCCGGUCUCAGUUUGUCCUCCCGAAAUCCAGCGCUUCCCGCAGCCGAUCCCAGCUCUGCCCCCGGCUCCGCCAGCUCCAAUGAUUAAGUGCGCUGAUCUCGAACCCGACCUUCCACCACUGGUCGCCCCAGCCAACCCAUUUGUUGAGUCCAAGUUGGCCAUCAAACUCAAGCUGUGCACCGAAUGCGGCACGCGACACUUCCAGGAUUGCUGUCCCUUGCACAAUCCAGACAUUGAGGUGAAUGAUGACAUCACCCUCUCAGAGUGGGUUUCCCUGCCUGAGAGUAAUCGGAGGAGUUUUGCAGAGGAGUCCCUGCCGGUGGAUCUGUUGAAGCUGGAGGAGCGAGACGCGACGCACGGACAGAGCGUUGUGGCAAAAGUGGUCAUCAAACGGCUUACGCAGUUCGGACCGUUGCACGGUGAACGCAUUCGCGAGAUGGACAUUGCGGACGACUUCAACAUGCGCCACAUUUGGGAAGUGUGCAGCGAGAACGACAAGUUCUAUCUGAACACAGUCUCCAAGGACCAUUCCAACUGGCUUCGGUUUGUGCGGCCGGCGCCGAUCAAGGAGAAGAGGAACGUCGCAGCCAUCGUGCGAAACGGCAAACUGUACUUUGUCACCCUAAACAACAUCCUCCCGGGAACCGAGCUGCUCUUUUGGCUGGAAAGCGCCGCCUCCGGCUGGUCCAAAAAGAAGAUGGAGAGGACGAAUUGCGGUGGCUGCAACCUGAAAUUCAGCAACUCGCUCUACUACAGGAUACACUGCUCCGUGUUCCACGACCCUAAUUUCAGUCUGACAAUUCGUAAAUACCACUGCAAAGUGUGCGGCCUCUCCGUCUUGGGCAAAGAAAACAUAAUGAAGCACGCGGCGGAGCAGCACGGCGGAAAGGGUGCCUAUCAGUGCCAAUUUUGUAAAAAGUUCUUUUUGCGCCUCAAUUAUCUGGAAAUGCAUCGUACUUAUGGCUGUGCGGCGAAUCCACAACGAACUCGACCCCUCUGUGAUUUCUGCGGCAGAAAAUUCUGCCAACCACAAAAACUAAAGGUGCACAUAAAAAGGAUGCACAGUGAUUUAGCUGAUGUUCUCAAAGAGUUCCAAUGCAAGAUGUGCCACAAACUGUUAGGCUCAAGAGCUGCGUUGCAAAGACACUUGAAGGAAGUGCACCACAAAGACAUGAUCGGCGCCUGCACCUGCGACCGCUGCGGCAAAAUGUUUCAAAACAAGUCCAACUUGAAAAUUCACAUGCUGACGCAUUCAGGGGUCAAACCCUUCAAGUGCAAGGAAGGCAGCUGCUCUGCCGCGUUCACGACCAAACAGUGUCUGCAAUUCCACUACAAAAAGGUGCACAGCUACACGGACGACAACAUGCCAAAGAUCGAGCGCUGCGUCGCCUACACCUUCGACGCGUACGCAGGUGGGCAAAACAGUUCAAACGAGGCGCAAGAACCGGAAGAGACCAUCAGCCCGCCCUUCACACCAACCUGCACUGAAGACUCGCAACCUCCUUCGCCCAGUCUACCAUCUUUGGAGGAUGAUGAGAACAGCGGAACCUCCAAUUUGGCCAUUGUGAAUGAGACCAAUUCCGUCGUGCUCGAGUCAAACCUCGGCAGCGUUCAGCCAGACUCAGUGAUCUCAAAUAGUUCUUCGCCUCCAAUAAUCGUGAGUCCGACCAACUCCCCGAUGCUUUCGACCGAUCUUUUGCCUCGGACGGGCGCCAUUCUCAGUAAAGCCAGCAAAAAAUGGAUGGGCGACAUCAUCGCGCCCUCGACGCAAAUCCCGCCGCCCGUUGAGGGGAUGCAGCACGAAAAAAGGUGGCACGGCGACAUUCUGCAGUCGGAGCAGGUUGCUGUGGAAGGGCCCGACCUGAUCAUGGAGAAGAACAGGUGGGGCGAGGAGGUGAACCAGCUGCGGAACGAGAUCUCCUCAAUCACCAGACGGAGCGACCUCUCAGGAUACUCGAGGAUUCUGCGACCUGGCGAAAUCUCCGAUAUGCCUGAUCCAUUGAGGAGAAGCCCCAACUCCCUUGCGUCAGACUUCGGCACCUUGAGACGCCCUGACGCGGACGACUUCGGACCCUUGCGGAGGCAAGAGCCGAGCGCGAGCCUGCUAGUCGAGGCGGCCCUGGACGCCGCCGAAAGAGAUCUCACUGUAAAACUGGCCGAACUGAAAACCAUUCCAAUGGACCCGUCGAUUCUCCCUACGUCGGUUCCUUGCUCUUCCAACAGCUUCCUCUCCAGACUGAACGGAAUGCACUCAAACGAAAUUCCGCCCGAGGCCGAUUACGGGAACAUGGUCAUCAACAGCAAGGCUAACCGUAUUCCUGAGACGGGACUCGACAUGAGCUACAAACAGUACGAGCCAGAAAUGGUCGUGACUUCAGAAAUAUCAGGCGGCGGCGAUUACCGCGUGAUGCGCAGCCCAGAUCUGGUGUUCGAGCCGCAGGAGCAGGGUCUGGACAUGUCGCGGAGCUCGGCCUUCCCGUCGGCGGGAUCGCCGUACGCGCGCUACCCUGAGCUGCUGCCGUCGCACCUGCACCCGCACCACCGAGCAGCGGUGGCCGCGGCCGGGCUCAUGUACGAAAUGGAGCCGGUGCGGUGCCAGUCGCCGGUGGCGGUGCCGCCGUCGCCGCCUCCGCCGUCGUACCAGACGGCCGAGCUGCUGCGCCACCACUGGCACCACCUGCCGCCCACGGCCCACCACACCCUCGACCUGAGCACGGCCCGCGGCGUGCAGGUGUCCCCCGAGCAGAGCAUCUCGCCCCCGCCGACCGUGUACCAGAACUACCCCCCCUCGCCGGCGGCGGCGGCAUAUCACGCGUCUACCUCGCAGCCGAGGGCACCCACCCCCAACUACCACCAACACUCAGGAUACUACUACUCAUUCUAGCAGUCAGCGGGUCGUUUUAUCCAUUUUGAUUAGUUAUAGUUAUCGAGACUAUCAGACUUUGCAGAACACACGUAAAAUAUACAGCGCAAUUCUGGUGAGUGGUACGUGCCAAAACUGGACUCGCGAAAUAUACUCAUUUAAUUGUACACACACACACACACACACUGUCGUAUUUAAUACUGAAAACAAUGCUGCGGUCCAUUCCUCUCAUAAAGUGAGAACCGGUUUCCCUCUUGACACAAAUUAAAUCCUGAAAUUUACAGUGUUUUAAAAUGACCACGAUAGUAAAAGGCGUUUUGGGACCAAACGAGCAAAACUUUUACAAAGUUAAUAACCGCUACUCAGUUUUGUCUCUUUUCCACUAACGAGAGAGCAUUUCCAAAUCCAUUCUUAAUAUCCAGAAUCUAGUUGCAGUAUUAAGUGAAAAGUAACUGGAAUGCCAAUUAUUUCAAAACAGCAGCAGUCGCAAAUACAAAUGGUGUAAUUCCUGCAUUUAUAAAGAGAUGAAUUGGAUUCAGGAGAGCGUAUACUAUAAACCCAACUUGGUAAAUUAUGAUAUAAUUAAAUGUUGAUAUUCGUUUAUUGAAAUGGAAAUAGUAUAAACGGUAGAUAUUUCAUUUGAUAAUUUACGUUAAAAGUGAUACAAUGCUCGGAAACAUUAUUAUUUUAGUACAUGGAUGGCAUAAAAUGUUGAUCAACAUUAAAUAUGUAUAAAACCCUCCCCACCAUGAAUAUAGCACCUCUUUGCAAGUAAACGACCUGUACAUUGGAAAUGGGCGAAGCGAUGUUGGAAAUGUCUGCAAAUUAUGGUUAUUAUUAUGUACUAUUUAAAAAUAUAUACAAAUU